AUGUCCGACUCUGUCCCUGGCUUGGAACCUUUCACCUUCACCAAUCUCUCAGGACCUACAUCUCCACACGAUCAAAACAAUGCCAGUCCUGCGAGUCAGGAAAAUGCUUCACAUCACCCUGCUUCAAGCGAUCUGUUGACGGUAUCGUUUCCUCACUCACCUGAACAACAUGAUAUGCCUCCUUGGCCAUCGUCUUUAACCCCCGAUGAGACGUAUACUCAACAAAACUCGUAUCCGCCUGCGUUCAACUCAUACCAGGGGACUGGUUCCUCUGAUCAUGUCAACGUCGGUUACGCUCCGUCAGUGUUCGAGACACCAUCUCACCCACACUACAUGCUGUCACAUGCUUCGUCGACGUCGUCUCUCAAUUCUCUCUCUUCGUUCUCUGCAGCACCCUCGAUGGCUUCCAGUGGCCUCUUCGUCCAGGCUUUCCCCCACGAGCAAAUGCCAAUGUCGAACUCGCAUUCUCACUCUCGUCACUCAUCCAUUUCCUCUCUGUCGGGACUGGAAGACAAAAGCAUGUUCUCUCAACAUGGCUCUAUGUUGGACAUGUCGUUCCAGAUGCCUCAGGGAAUGUCGGAUAUGACGGGCUCGUUCCAGUCUCAAAGUGCAACUUCAACGCCUUUCCGAUACACACCAAAAUUGGAGUUACAAACACACGGCUUGGGACGUGCGAUUGGUAGGACGAGAAGCUCCAGCAGGGCGACACCUUAUCACCGAAACCGUUCCGAUUCGGUGUCUGCAAAGUCCGAAGAUGAAGACCUUGGAGACCUCCUUAGCGCUGCAAGCUCGCAAAACCCCUACAUGACUCAGUGGGGAUCUGGCAAUGCUCUCGCGGGAGGGUUUGGAAAGAUGACCCUUCAUCACCGUCGGACAUCUUCUAAUACCUCGAACAUGUCAGCAAUGAAGACCUCGCCUCGUCCCAUGCUCUCGCGAGCGAAGCGAUCGUCUUCGUUGGCUCUUCGCAAGCAGGCAUCCUUCGAUCUUCUCUCGGCGAGUGAUAUCAAGCUAGUCGGCUCAGCGGCGGAACGAGAAGAGAUGGUGAGGAGGGACUUGACUCAGAAAGCGGAGCAGGUAAAGUGUCUUCCCGCGACCUCUCAGCAGGACAAAGCACGGGCUCUUUGGGUGAAACGAUGGUUGAAUCUGAGCUACACUACCGCUGCUGGAUAUACUGUCCCUCGACAAGGUCUGUAUCAUUCGUACACCGUUUCAUGUGACGAAUAUGGUCUCAAGCCAAUCAACUCGGCUUCCUUUGGUAAAGCCGUGCGUAGUGCUUUCGCAGGUAUCAAAACUCGUCGUCUUGGUGUGAGAGGGAACAGUAAAUACCAUUACGUUUCAUUACGACCGGCUAUUCGUGUCGAAGCCGAACGAUUGAAUGCUUACGGAGAUUCGAGCGGACAAUGGCAUGUGGCUCCUGAAGAUGGUUCGAUGGGGUUUGAAGCUUCUCACAAUGGUGUGGAAGAAGAUAUGGAUGGUGAAGAUGUAGAUGACACGGAGUUUGAUGACGAGGAUGACGUCUUCUCGUAUGUCCUUGAUUCUCUCAUACCGUUGAAGAAACCUCAUACCAUUGAAGAAACUCUGCUGAAUGUCAAAAGUCGUAUCAAGCGUUCACCAUCCUCGAAUGACCUCAGUAACCUAUUCAAUCAAAAGACCAACCGUCCAACGUCUUUAGAGAUGGCCCAACGUCCCCGAUCGGCAUUUAUCAGACGUCACACAACUUCCACGUAUCCGACCAUCCCAUCAGCCUCUGCCGAAUCAAACGAGUUGUCUGGUCCCCCACUGUACACCCUCCCAGGGUUUCCGUCUCUUCAAGAUGUCCUCAAUGCCGCCCCGCAUCUUUCAGUAGAGACCACACAUAGUUUUUGGAGUAGUUUUUCUCAUCAUCUUGAUAUAUUAGUCAGCUGCGUCAGGGGUCUACACUUCGAUAGAUACGAACUCAAUUGUCGAACAUUUUGGAGUAACCUUUCACCCGCAAGUCUUCAAGCUGCACAAGAACAGGGGAUCUCCAAUCUCGUCUCCGUGGGUUAUGCGGUGGCGUAUGACCACAUGGUUUCGGUCUUGUUGUCAAAAGUUCUGGCACCAUUGUCCGCCAACAGUCAGAAUUCUUUGAGAGCGCUGUCGCAGAACUUGGAGAGUAUCAUGGAAGAGUCAUUAAGAGGGUUCCCAAGGGAGUUCUGCGAGGACAAAUUUGAAUUGACUGUUAGAGUGGCCCAUUUGUUCAAAUGGCAAUCAAAGAACGAUCGCUUAUUCCUAGUCCGAUUCAUAGACCUUCAUCAACUGACCGCCGCCCUAUCUCCCAUCUUAGCAAACCAAGACCAAGUCCGUUCCAUGCUCAACGCUUGGGAAAACCUCGACAUGUCCGUCAUCUCUGAUCAAUGCGCCUUAUCAGCGAAUUGUCAACAAGACGUUUUGGAAGGUAUCUUGAGGGAGUUCCAUCGAUGGUUGUUGGAUGCUGAGGCAUCACCUAAUAGAGGUGGAAAGGCAAUUGAAAGAUUGGGACAAUGGAUCGACGGAGUGCUACACGAUUUGCAACAUGGGAGUGAAAUGGCUGCUCCUAUGCCAUUGCGGGCACUCGUCCCAAGAGCAGGAUUCAUAACUUCUCAGGUCAUGCGUGAUUUUACCCUGAAAUCCGACCCUUCAUUCGGUCUCUUCCAACUGAUCAAAACUUGGAUAGACGAUUGGAUCUCCAUUCACGCUCUUCGUCAAACUGCUCUUUCACCCAAUUCAGUCCAAGUUCAAUCUCUGCAAACAAAUAUGAGCGUCAUCAUCCCUUCCCAAGGACCCGAUUUCGUUUUACCUGAUCUCAACACGGCUGUACCAUAUCAUUUCAAUAAUGGAAUGGAAUAUUCCAAUGGAGCGCAAUACCUAUCUAUGCCUUCUUUCGAAGGUAAUUCCGUAACUCCUCGUCCUUUAUUCGGUACGGACCAUCAACAGCAACAGCAACAACAACAGUAG
Molecule: messenger RNA, 2955 nt
Organism: Tremella mesenterica DSM 1558
Lineage: Eukaryota; Fungi; Basidiomycota; Tremellomycetes; Tremellales; Tremellaceae
Exons: 10
Coding region: 1-2955 (984 amino acids)
Biological process (GO): regulation of transcription by RNA polymerase II
Molecular function (GO): DNA-binding transcription factor activity, RNA polymerase II-specific; RNA polymerase II cis-regulatory region sequence-specific DNA binding
Source: RefSeq, a predicted model, not a curated record